This is a messenger RNA of Agrilus planipennis (emerald ash borer), 2106 nucleotides long. RefSeq lists its product as uncharacterized. The record is from RefSeq and is a predicted model, not a curated record. Gene Ontology annotation, cellular component: extracellular region. NCBI's taxonomy places the organism in Eukaryota, Metazoa, Arthropoda, Insecta, Coleoptera, Buprestidae. Bases 16 to 2091 code for a protein of 691 amino acids. The transcript is spliced from 12 exons.
GCGGACCUUUUGGGAAUGAAAGAAAAAUGGAUCCAACGAAAAGGAGUUUUAGAAGAAAUGAUUUCCUGGAUAUUUAUGCUCUUUUUCUUCACUGCGUCUGCAUUUGGAAAUGAAAUAGAACUUCUAAAUCAAUGGAGCCUCUUGGAUUUCAAUUUUCCUUAUGGUUCAGGAUUCCAAGCAAAAUUUAAACCGGAGCGAACGUUUUUCACAGGAGUAGAAAUAACUGACGACAGGAUAUUUCUGGCAAUGCCAAGAGUUUUUGCUGGUGUUCCAGCUUCUUUAGCAUUUAUACCAAGAAAUACACCACCGGGCUCUAGUCCUCCAUUGGAAGCAUACCCGUCAUGGAACUGGCACUUAGCUGGUUUGGAAGGAAAUAAUACAGACUGUUCGCAAAUUGUUUCAAUUUACAGGAUACGAAAGGAUUCGUGCAACAGACUAUGGGUAUUGGAUUCUGGGGUUUUAACAUCUUUAGAAGACUACCGACCAACAUGUACACCAAAGAUUUUAAUUUUCGAUUUAAAAACUGACGCUCUAAUCAGGCGGAUCCUUUUCCCGCGGGAAGUUCUUAGACCAAAUUCCUUACUUACAAACUUGGUUAUAGAUGAAUCCGUUCAAGGAGCAUGCGAUUCUGCAUUUGUCUACAUAUCCGAUACUGUAGCCCCAGGUAUCGUUGUAUAUGACUCAUUAAAAGACACCGCCUGGAGAGUAACUCAUCCCAGUAUGUUUCCUGAUCCGGACUUUUCUGACGCAACAAUAGACGGAGAAACGUUUACAUUAAUGGACGGAAUUAUUGGUCUGGCGCAUUCGCCUAAUUUAGGUCAACUUUAUUUUCAACCCUAUGCCACUGACAGAAUAUUCAGUAUUUCUACUUCAGAACUUCGGAAGGGCCCACCUGGAGAAUUAGACGUUCUACCAGUUACAUUGUUAGGUCGAAAAUCGUCUCAGGGAGUAGGAUUAACGAUUGAUCCAACUGACGAAACUAUUUAUUUCGCCCCUACAGCAGAAACGUCGUUGGCUUCUUGGAAUCCGCUCACGAACCAUCAAAGGGAAUAUCGUCAACAUCGAAAAGAGAUGUCAGGAUUCAACUGGUUGUGUAUUGUGAUGAGCAUAUCUGCAUCUACGUGGAAACUUUCAGAAAGUGUUCCAAGUCGGUCUGAAGAAGGAAUAAGCGAAAUUUUUAAUUGGACCCAGUUAGAAUUCGACUAUCCUUCCGAAGAUGCAAGGCAACGGGAUAUCGACAAUGGAAUUUUCGUACCGGGACGUGCCGCGCUUAUUGACGUAGAUGUCUAUUAUGGAGCUCGAGAGGAACUAAACAAGGUAUUUGUGACCGUACCUCGUACCCGGGAUGGAAUUCCCAUAACUCUCGGUACGGUUACUGCAAACAACAGCGCGGAUGGAAAUCCUAUUAUUAAACCUUAUCCUUCUUGGGGAUGGCACAGAAAUGCUAGUAGUUGCCAACGUGACAGACUCAUAUGGGUCGUUAGAAUUAAGAUUGACGAAUGCGGCAGGCUAUGGGUACUUGAUUCAGGAGGUAGAAACAACGGCCAGAUUUGCCCUCCACAAAUAUUGGCAUUUGAUUUGAAAACAGAUACAUUGCUAUAUAGAUACGAAAUACCUUCUAGUCAAUACGAGUACAGAUCACUUUUCGUAACUCCGAUUGUAGAUGUGCGAGAUGAAGAAUGCAACGACACCAUGGUGUAUGUCGCAGAUGCUCUAGCAUUUUCCAUCAUUGUCUACAACCCAACGUUGGGAGUCUCAUGGAGAGCAACUGACGAAACAAUGUACGCUGAUCCUAACUUUGGAACUUAUGAUAUUCAUGGAAUUAGCUUCGACUUAUUGGAUGGAAUAUUGGGCAUGGAUCUUUCACCUUACAAACCCGGAAGUGACAGAAUACUUUUCUAUCACGCCAUGUCCAGUAUCACUGAGAACUUUGUUUACACGUCAGAUCUCAGAAAUCGUACCAGGUUUGAGAGUAAUCCCCAAUCAUCCCCAGAAAUAUUCCAUGUAAGUUUUUCGAUAUACAAUGUUCAACUACGUUGGGUUCAUGGUUCUUUAUUUCGAAUUUGGAAUCAUGUGUAUUCAUAUCCAUGAAUUUAGCGUCAUGGG